AUGGAAAGAGGAGGUGAAUUUGGACCUCUAUAUUUUGAGCUUAAUACUGGAACGAAGAUGCCAUCGGUUGGCCUUGGAACAUGGAAAGCGCCUCCUGGUCUUGUGGGUGAUGCUGUCAUUGCUGCUGUCAAGGCUGGUUAUAGACACAUAGAUUGUGCCAAGGUCUAUGAAAAUGAAAAAGAGAUAGGAGAGGCACUGAAGAAACUGUUUUCAAGUGGAGUGGUACAACGUAGUGAAAUGUUCAUCACAUCCAAACUAUGGACCAGUGACUGUGCACCCCAAGAUGUGUCUAAAGCGCUAAGUAAGACUCUGGAGGACCUCCAGCUAGAUUACAUUGAUCUAUAUCUUAUGCAUUGGCCUUUUAGGACAAAGGCAGGUUCAAGAGGAUGGGAUCCAGAGGUGAUGGCUCCAUUGUGUCUUGCAGAGACAUGGAAUGCAAUGGAAGGACUAUUCGUGUCGGGUCAGGCUCGCGCCAUUGGAGUGAGCAACUUCUCUACCCAGAAGCUGCAAGACAUGCUCAAGUAUGCUAAGAUCCCACCUGCAGUAAACCAAGUGGAAUGCCACCUAGUUUGGCAGCAAUCUUCUCUUCACAAUCUGUGCAUGUCUACUGGUGUUCAUCUCUCUGCAUACUGUCCAUUGGGUUCUCCAGGGUCGUGGGUGAGAGGUGAGGUUUUGAAGGAACCAGUGUUGCUUGAAAUUGCGGAAGAACUCAACAAGUCGCCAGCACAGGUUGCCCUGCGCUGGGGAAUCCAAAGUGGUCACAGUGUUCUUCCAAAGAGUGUGAAUGAAUCAAGAAUCAAGGAGAAUAUUAGCUUAUUUGAUUGGUCCAUCCCUCCACAUCUUUUCUCAAAAUUCUCUCACAUCCACCAGCAAAGGUUACUGCGAGGGGACUUCGCUGUUCAUGAAACUUGCAGUCCUUACAAGAGUCUCGAGGAAUUGUGGGAUGGAGAAAUAUGAAAUGUCAGCAGUUUGUUGAAGCUGGAGGAAGGAUAUACCUGAACAAGGGCAUCAGGACGAGACUCAAAGAUAACAAGCACGA
Molecule: messenger RNA, 1039 nt
Organism: Neltuma alba
Lineage: Eukaryota; Viridiplantae; Streptophyta; Magnoliopsida; Fabales; Fabaceae
Product: NADPH-dependent aldo-keto reductase, chloroplastic-like
Exons: 8
Coding region: 1-957 (318 amino acids)
Molecular function (GO): oxidoreductase activity
Source: RefSeq, a predicted model, not a curated record